Messenger RNA from Micropterus dolomieu (smallmouth bass), 4288 nucleotides. It is a transcript of the gene lingo1b, whose product is annotated as leucine rich repeat and Ig domain containing 1b. Gene Ontology annotation, molecular function: protein binding. The record is from RefSeq and is a predicted model, not a curated record. The transcript has 5 exons. Gene Ontology annotation, cellular component: plasma membrane; extracellular matrix. Bases 762 to 2633 code for a protein of 623 amino acids. Lineage: Eukaryota; Metazoa; Chordata; Actinopteri; Centrarchiformes; Centrarchidae.
AAAGAAGUUUUAGCAAUGUUUUGAUUUUAACUUCCUAGCAGCCAUUUUACCACGGCAGGCAGGCGGUGUAAUGUGGCCAAUGUAGUUCGUCGGAGAGUUCAGCGUCUCUUUCCUUGAGUAAACGCUGUAUUUUUGUAUGUUUAGGAAGCAGAGGGUGCAGUAAGAGGAAGCCAGAAGGCAUUGUGUUCUACAGCGAUGUGCCACACUGGCUGUCUUCAGCACCGUGUACUGCUGUUUGUCUAACAGAUUUAGUACGAAAGCAGAAUGGACUUUCUUGUGAAAGCCUUACAACAUUUGUCACGUUUUACUCGGUGGCCGGGAGCCUUCAUUUCCACCACCACUCCACUAAAUCCUCAGCCCCAUAAUCUCCCAUAAACACUCCCUGACUGUGGAACCUCCUUGGCACUGCCAGCAUGUGUGUGCCAGCCCUAUACACCCAUUAGCAUCGUAAAGCCUCUGCUUCUCAUCCCCAACCCCCACUCCUCACAGCAAGGUGCAGCAUGUAUGUGAGCGCGUGUGAGCCAGCAGUGCCGCCUGUGUGUUUACAUGUCAGCCUAUCAGUGCUGCCGGAUUUAGCGCAUCUGGAGAGGACGGAGGCAUUUCUCAAAUGCCCCUCAGACAAGGGAUUCUCAUCGUUGCAUAUAUCCCUCUGUCCCAUUUGAAUGUAGCCUGUCUUGAAUCCUGCAUCCCUGUCUCCAUGCUUUCGGAGGCAUUUUGAAUUUCCUUGGCAACAUGGAGCUGCCUGAAUUAGAAUUCUCUGCAUGACAGUCCUGGUAAGCAGUAGGAUGGUGUCUGCUGAGGCAGGGGGGCACAGCUACUUGGUGGCAUGCUGGCAGCCCAUCCUGAUCCUGAUGCUGGGCACUGUCCUUUCUGGCUCCACCACCGGUUGUCCCUCCCGAUGUGACUGCAACGCUCAGGAGCGUUCAGUUGUGUGCCAUCGACGGAGACUGGCAGCUCUUCCUGAGGGUAUUCCCACUGAAACAAGGUUGUUAGACCUCAGCAAGAACCGUCUGAAAACUCUGGGGCCCGAGGAGUUCAUUAAUUACCCUCAACUGGAGGAGCUGCAACUUAACGAAAACACAAUUUCAUCCAUUGAGCCUGGGGCUUUCAGCAACCUUAUGAACCUUCGAACUCUGGGCUUGCGCAACAACCAGCUGAAGCUCAUCCAGCUGGGGGUGUUCACAGGCUUGACCAACCUCACACAGCUGGAUAUAAGUGAGAACAAAAUUGUCAUUCUGCUCGACUAUAUGUUCCAGGAGCUGUACAACCUGAGGGCUCUGGAGGUUGGCGACAAUGACCUGGUAUUCAUCUCACCCCGAUCAUUUCAUGGCCUCAGCAACCUUGAAAGCCUCAACAUUGAGGGAUGCAACCUGGCCUCAGUGCCCACUGAUGCCCUUAGCCAUCUGCAUAACCUGCUGUCACUUCGAUUACGCUAUCUCAACGUCACUGUCAUAAGGGAUUACUCCUUUAAGAGGCUGUAUCGGCUCAGAGUGCUGGAGAUUUCUCAUAUGCCUGCCCUGGACACCAUGACUCAAAAAUGCUUGUUUGGACUGAACCUCACAUCCUUGUCCAUCACAAACUGUAACCUUACUGCCAUCCCCUACCAAGCCAUCAGUCACCUAAGAUAUCUUCGGUUUUUAAAUCUGUCUUUCAAUCCCAUUUUAACUGUGGAAGGGAACCAACUGUUCAACCUACAGAAGCUCCAAGCUUUUCAUUUGGCUGGUGGGAGAUUAGCUGCCAUUGAGCCCUACUCUUUCCGAGGACUCAACCAUCUCCGUGUACUCAAUAUAUCCAGCAAUAGCUUGAGCACCCUGGAGGAGUCGGUGUUCCACUCAGUAGGAAACCUGGAGACCCUGGCUUUGUAUGACAACCCUUUGGCCUGCGACUGUCGUUUGCUCUGGGUCUUCCGCCGGCGGUGGAGGCUCAACUUUAACAGACAACAGCCCAUGUGUGCGUCACCUGAUGUCGUGCAAGGAAAAGAGUUCAAGGACUUCCCAGACAUCCUCCCCUCUGACUAUUUUAUUUGUCAGAAAUCAAGGAUCGUGGAUUAUAAGGUUCAAGAGAGCCAUGUAGAUGAAGGAACUACGGUUCAUUUUGCUUGCCAAGCUGAGGGUGAUCCAGUCCCUGUGAUAAUGUGGCUAACCCCUAAGAAGGAAUACAUCACUACCAAAACUGUGGGGUCAAGACUUUCUGUGUCCAAUGAGGGCACAUUAGAGGUACGUUACUCCCAAAUCCAGGAUAACGGCACCUACUUGUGCAUUGCAAGCAAUGCAGCUGGCAAUGACACCAAAGUUGCUCACCUUUUUGUCCAUAGCUACUCUCCCAAUUGGCCCCACCAGCCAAACAAGACAUUUGCAUUCAUUUCCAACCAGCCCAGCGAUGAAGGUGCUAAUGUAACCCGGGCAACAGUUCCAUUUCCGUUUGAUGUAAAGACACUUAUCAUAGCAACCACCAUGGGAUUUAUCUCUUUCCUCGGAGUUGUCCUCUUCUGUCUUGUAAUAUUAUUCCUCUGGAGUAGAGGGAAAGACAAUACUAAGUCAAGUAUAGAGGUUGAAUAUGUUCCACGUAAAGAGGAAACAGAAGAGGCCAGUCCAACUGAGGCACCCAUACAAUUCAAUAUGAAAAUCAUGUGAACUUCAAACAGGAGGCCAUGUAAGCUUACAAACUGAAGUCGGGAUGCAUUUUAUCCUCGCUUCAAAUAUGUUUAUGAGCGAUAGGAAUUGCACAGCAGCAAACGCAUCUUGACACUAUACCCUAAACAUUUUUUUUUACUUCAGGGACUGAAUCUUAAAAAACAAAUUUUGAAUUUAAAAUAUUUAAAUUUCUGUAAAUGUGUAUUGGCAAUUCUCAAUCAGUAUGUUAACAUGCAUUAAAACAAUUGGAUUACUGUGUGUAACUAAAUUAAGGUAAUGGUUUGAAUAAAGCACAUGGAUCACAGUAGACUAAUUUGCCCAGUAAAUCGAGUUUACAUGAUAGGUGGGCUACUGUCUGGAAGGAUGAGGACAGGUAUACAGGUAUAGCCUAAUUCUUCUAUCAGCGCAAAAUAACAGAAAGAUGGAUAGGGUACAAAGCACAAUAACCCACUAUUAGAACCCAAGUUUUGUCCCAUCAUAAGCAGUUAAGUAUAAUAUGAGUGUACAUGUUUAGAUAAAUAGAAAAAGAUAGAGAGAUCCAUGUUAUGUUUUGAGAGAAAAAAGGUGUAGCCUACAUUCACGAAAGAAGUUGUACAAUUAUACAUAUUUACAAAGAUAAAUAUAUUUUUGAGAACAAUUGCUAUAUUACAAGACUAAAUUAAUAAUUAAGAAAAAGGAAAUAAUAUUCAAGAAGUUGUGUUUUGAGAGUUGUAAAACUACCAGAAAUUGUCAUGUUAAAAAAAACAAAACACUUUUGGAUUGUCUGAAAUUUAAGAAUUAAGAAUCAGUUGGUGGGUUAGAGACAAAGGUAAAGUAUACUUCACCACCCGUCACGUGUCUGUGACCAGUGGCCUUUAACAACUUUCCAGAAUCAUUCAAUUGUGUUUUGAUGUUUUCUCUGCACACUUGUCCAAAAUUUCAAACCGUAGCCUUUAUCUCUGUUGACAUACAAGUAUUAUUGUCAACUGGGCGUCAAUUUUAAUUAAUCAGUUAUAAUAACUGGAGUAUUUCCUUAAUCUAGCAUCAGUUAAUUUAGAAGUGGGAAUGUUAACACACUGAAUGAGAAAAAUAAGCCAGUCCAACUUCUUUCUGCCUACAAAGGAAGUCAUUAAAUGUAUAGAGAUGUUGGCUAUACAUAUUUUUUCUGUAUUUUAUUCUUUCCUUGUACAUUAUCCUAUUAUGGCACAAUAGUAAUGCUUGUAAUGGUUGUGGUUUUUGAACAUAUUACAAUCUAAAGAGCAGAUUAAAUAUUCAGUUUUUGAAUUAACUGAACCACAAGAGUUUUGCUGUUUUUCAGUGUGUAAAAAAGACCCUUGAAGAUAAUCAAAUUAACAAUUUAUCAUGAAGUGUGUUUACCCAUUUGGCAGUUUAAUAAGUGCAAGUACUCUGUCCAAGUCCUGAGGUUAUAUUGUCACCGGUGCAUCUCAAAAAGGGUGACAUUAUUCUUUUGUUGCCUUAAGUAACCAAUUUUCCAGAUUUCAGCUUAGCAAUACCCAACGUUUAUGUGUAAAAUGGAGUUUUAUGCCUCAUAAGGAUUUUAUGUUGUCUAAUUAAUUUUACAGUCAAAGUCUGCUCUGAAGAUAAUGUGUUCAUUAACUCUUAAAAUACUUGUUUAAAAGGGAUGGGCAAAUUAAAAUAAAUAACAUUUUAUACUA